AGUCAUGAGAACAGCAAGGAGAGCCAGCAACGUAGAGGUUCCCUCCUUCUUGCGCCAGCUGGUGAAGGAGACGGGCAAAAUGGUUACCUUCUUCUUCAAGGGGGAGAAGGCGGAAGGUGUGUCGAAUGGCAUGGAGGACGAUGAGGACGACGACAUGCCCAGCCCUUACCUGGAGAGGCCCAUCCUGGAGAAACACACCGCUGAAGGGGAGGCGAAGUGGGGCAGCAACUAUGCCCUGGCCAGCAUGCAGGGCUGGAGGGCCCAGAUGGAGGAUGCUCACACCUGCACCCCUGAGAUAGACGGAGACCUCUCUGACUGGGGCUACUUUGCCGUGUUUGACGGGCAUGCCGGCAGCACAGUAGCACAGUACUGCUCCCGGAACCUCCUGGAUCACAUACUGGCCACAGGCAUGGUGAAAGCAGAGGAGGACAAAGAGGACGUGAUGGAGGGGAUACGUGAGGGCUUCCUGCGCAUCGACAAGCACAUGCACACGCUCUCCCGGCAGGAGAACUGGGACCGCAGCGGCUCCACGGCGGCCGCCGUCAUGAUCUCGCCGCACCACAUCUACUUCAUCAACUGCGGCGACUCGCGGACCCUGCUGUGCCGCGGCGGGCGUGUCUGCUUCUACACCGAGGACCACAAGCCCAUCAACCCGCGCGAGAGGGAGCGCAUCCAGAACGCGGGGGGGUCCGUCACCCUGCAGCGCGUCAACGGCUCCCUGGCCGUCUCCCGCGCGCUGGGCGACUUCACCUUCAAGGAGGUGGAGUGGCGGCCGCAGACGGAGCAGCUGGUGUCGCCCGAGCCGGAGGUGUACGAGCUGGAGCGCACCCCGGAGGACGAGUUCCUGGUCCUGGCCUGCGACGGCGUGUGGGACGCCAUGAGCAACGAGGACCUGUGCGCCUUCGUGCACAGCCGGCUGCAGGUCUGCGACGACCUGCGGGAGGUCUGCACCCAGGUCAUCGACCUCUGUCUCUACAAGGGCAGUGUUGACAACAUUAGCAUAAUCAUCAUUUGCUUCCCUGGUGCCCCCAAGAUGUCACAGGAGGCACUGCAGCAAGAGGCUGAGAUGGAGGAACUGCUCGAAGCCAAAGUUGCAGAGGCCUUCAGGAUGAUGAGAUCGAGAGAUGAAGAACCGGACCUGCUCUUUGUAAUGAAGUUCCUGGCCUCAGAAUCGAUACCUGGACUGCCACCUGGAGGUGGCGUUACCAGCAAGAGGGACUGUAUCAUUGCUGCCUAUCAGAAGCUUGUAGCUACCUACACACCCCAAGAGCCCACAGACAUAGGUGGCUCUGAGGACUCCAGCUAG
Messenger RNA from Megalops cyprinoides (Indo-Pacific tarpon), 1306 nucleotides. RefSeq names its product protein phosphatase, Mg2+/Mn2+ dependent, 1Na (putative) (gene ppm1na). The transcript has 6 exons. Gene Ontology annotation, cellular component: cytosol; nucleus. Gene Ontology annotation, biological process: positive regulation of canonical Wnt signaling pathway; positive regulation of canonical NF-kappaB signal transduction; negative regulation of canonical NF-kappaB signal transduction. Lineage: Eukaryota; Metazoa; Chordata; Actinopteri; Elopiformes; Megalopidae. The record is from RefSeq and is a predicted model, not a curated record. Gene Ontology annotation, molecular function: protein serine/threonine phosphatase activity; magnesium ion binding; manganese ion binding. The coding region runs from base 5 to 1306 and encodes 433 amino acids.